AUGCCCCCAAAGGCCAGUGCAACUCGCAAGCACACGAAGAUCACGAAAAAGCGUCCCUUGCGCAAGAAUGCGAAGGCAAUAAAAAAACCAGGGAAAAAUUCGGGUUUAAACCCGUCUUUGAAUUCAGAUGCAAGCCAGAUCGGUGUCCGUGUCGAACAACCUCAAGGUCCGGCAUCAUACCAGCAACUAAUUUCGUUAAUCGAAUCCAAAGGCAUGGACGAGGAUGAGGACGACGAGGACGAGGAUGAUGAGAUGGAGGAGGAAGAUGAUAUGGAGGAAGUCGAUAUGGAGGAAGCCGAUGAACAUCUCGCACAACCAGGUCCAUCACACGACUACUACUCAUCGUCCAUGCAGCCAGCUCCACCGCCGGACUCCCGGCAGCUCCCUCGACAACAUCUUGGGCAACCAGGCCCGUCGCACAACUACCACCCACCGUUCAUGCAGCCAGCUCCACCGCCGGACUCCCGGCAGCUCCCUCGACAACAUCUUGGGCAACCAGGCCCAUCGCACGACUACCACCCACCGUUCAUGCAGCCAGCUCCACCGCCGGACUCCUGGCAGCUCCCUCAGCAACAUCUUGGGCAACCAGGCCCGUCGCACGACUACCGCCCACCAUUCAUGCAGCCAGCUCCACCGCCGGACCCCCGGCAGAUCCCUCGACAACAUCUUGGGCAACCAGGCCCAUCGCACGACUACCGCCCACCGUUCAUGCAGCCAGCUCCACCUCCGGACCCCCGGCAGAUCCCUCGGCAACAUCUUGGGCGACCAGGCCCAUCGCACGACUACCGCCCACCAUUCAUGCAGCCAGCUCCACCUCCGGACCCCCGGCAGCUCCCUCGGCAACAUCUUGGGCAACCAGGCCCGUCGCACGACUACCGCCCACCGUUCAUGCAGCCAGCUCCACCGCCGGACCCCCGGCAGAUCCCUCGACAACAUCUUGGGCAACCAGGCCUGUCGCACAACUACCGCCCACCGUUCAUGCAGCCAGCUCCACCGCCGGACCCCCGGCAGAUCCCUCGACAACAUCUUGGGCAACCAGGCCCGUCGCACAACUACCGCCCACCGUUCAUGCAGCCAGCUCCACCGCCAGACUCCCAGCAGCUCCAACAGCAACCAGCCCCUCAUGCUCACACUUACGGGCUCCCACAGAUGCCAUUUGCACCACCGGAACUCGUGUCUCGUGAGGCACAUCAAUUUGAUGUGCCCACACCGACAACCUUCAGGAAUAUCGGACACAUGCAAGAGCCACAGAGGGAGGAAGAACGGACACGUUAUCUGGGACGCUUACCCAUCGACCUGCCCGGAAUUCGGAAGGUAUUCGUAUACGAUCCUCGCCGCCCACCCGAAGGCCACCGGGGACAACUGUUCCCAACCGGAGUUAUCAGAGCUACAGGAGACAUCACUGUUACUGCACCACUCCCGUCUCGCAGAGAGCUGCCUCCGGUGUCUACUCCUCCCUCGCCUAUCACUAAUUUGCCUGUGGCUGGCUCCGGGCCUGUGGCCAACAGUCCUGCACGCUCCCAUCCCUAUGCUCCCCAACGUCCGACUAAUGAGCAGUUCAAGAAAUUGAUGGAAGCCGCGAAGUCUAAUAUGCGCCGCAAGGUGUUACUAGAGAACGCUAUGCCCGAAAUGGGCGUCAACACGGCGAUGGCGGAGGCAGCGCUGUCGGCAGCUCGCCAGGACUUCAUGCCUGACGCGGAGGUUCCCAACUACGAAACCUGUCUUAAGAGCCUCCGAACCCUCACAACGACCAUACGAACGGCCUUCAAAACGAGGGCGCGCCGCGAAGUCCCAGUCCAUUAUGAUCUUAACUGUCCGUUGGACGCAAAUGCGGAGAUCGCGCACAGGAAACAACGCGUACCGAUACUCGUUGAGAAUCACGCGUACUUGUUUUUGCACGAAACGAAUGAUCCGGACUCGCUGGCCCCAGUCAAUCAUCCUGGCGUACACGCCGUCAUCGUUGCAGCUGUGUGGGAAACCGGCUUCCACACAGAGCUUGACAUAGACGACGUGGACGCUCUCGACAAUCUGAUUUCACUUGGCGGCGCUGCAACACAUUCAGUCCUCAUGGAGCAUCUCAACGGGAGAUGUCAGACGGUGGAGUUUUCAGCAUCUUCGUCAUCUGGAGCAGAGUAUCGUUUCAUUCAACAACACAAUCUCACCAUUCGUAACGUUCCUGCAGUAUAUCACGCUUCCAUUUCUUUAAAGAAAGAUUUAGUUGAACGAGGUAUAUCUACUAUCAGUACGGCUAGUAUGUCUGAUGAUCUGUAG
This is a messenger RNA of Suillus fuscotomentosus, 2271 nucleotides long. RefSeq lists its product as uncharacterized. NCBI's taxonomy places the organism in Eukaryota, Fungi, Basidiomycota, Agaricomycetes, Boletales, Suillaceae. The transcript has 4 exons. The record is from RefSeq and is a predicted model, not a curated record. The coding region runs from base 1 to 2271 and encodes 756 amino acids.